AUGGCGAACGUAGAGGAAACUGUAGAUUUUGAGCCAAAGGAAGAUGAUCUAAUAGAUGAAGAUGUUAAGGGUUCAUCACCUAGGGCACCAAUUCCAAAGCUCAAAUCAGUCAUUACUACUACCGACGGUGGUUCUUCUGGCUCUAAGAAAAUCAAAGGUCCUGGUUUCUGUGAAGAGACUGCUGAAGCUGAACGUAAUGCUUACCUUUUUGCCAGAUUUGAUUCUCUCAUGACCGAAGGUGGACCUAGACCUGAAUGAUCCAUUGAAGGAUGAGUUAUUUUAGUCACUGAAGUUAAUGAGGAGGCACAAGAAGAUCAUCUUCAUGAUACAUUUGGUGAGUUCGGGGAGAUCAAGAAUUUACAUUUGAAUCUGGAUCGUCGUUCUAGAUUUAUCAAGGGUUAUGCGCUUAUUGAAUAUGAAAACUUUGAAGAAGCAGAAAGAGCUAUCAAUGAAAUGGAUGGGAAUGAGCUGCUCACUCAGACUAUACAUGUGGAUUGGGCAUUCAACAAAGGUCCCUUUAGAAAGAGAAAUGCUGGGAGGAGUGAAGUCAUCAUUUUAAAAGUUCAAACAGGUGGCGAUUCUAAUUCUACGUACUCCUUUUUACAAGGAUUGUGUCACUGGCUUCUAUAG
Molecule: messenger RNA, 630 nt
Organism: Capsicum annuum
Lineage: Eukaryota; Viridiplantae; Streptophyta; Magnoliopsida; Solanales; Solanaceae
Product: RNA-binding protein Y14A-like
Exons: 1
Biological process (GO): RNA splicing
Cellular component (GO): nucleus; exon-exon junction complex; cytoplasm
Molecular function (GO): mRNA binding
Source: RefSeq, a predicted model, not a curated record